This is a messenger RNA of Acanthoscelides obtectus, 252 nucleotides long. Lineage: Eukaryota; Metazoa; Arthropoda; Insecta; Coleoptera; Chrysomelidae. The record is from the annotation of a GenBank genome assembly.
AUGGACCAACCACCAAAAAUUCAAGCAGACGUAGACAAUCUUGUAGACAUAAUGAAGACAACAUUCAACAGAGCUGCUAUCAGUGCAAUUGAAGAAGCAACAAGAAUGCAGUACAAGCCCAGCUUGUGGUAUGAGAUGAGAUAUGGCCGUAUCACAGCUUCAAAGGCACAUGAAGUGAGCGUAUGUCAUACACCUGAUGGUUCAUUGGUUGCUACUAUAAUGGGCGCAAAAUACCAGAUACUAUUGCAAUGA